Acromyrmex echinatior (Panamanian leafcutter ant) is the source of this 1365-nucleotide messenger RNA. RefSeq lists its product as uncharacterized. The record is from RefSeq and is a predicted model, not a curated record. Lineage: Eukaryota; Metazoa; Arthropoda; Insecta; Hymenoptera; Formicidae.
UUCGACUGACGAAACAACGUUAAUUAUUCCUGUUAAUUAUAACAGGUACGACAAUUGUUACGGGAGUCUCGCUCGCGCGGUACAACCGUGAGCAAGAUUAAUUUUGGAGAUUGUCGCUUUAAAUGUAUUUACCUCCGUCUAUGUGUGUUUACACUUUUUACAACGUGCAAGUGUUGUCUGACAAGGUAACACGAAAAGUGACGCCCGCGCCGUAAGAUCCGGCUUCAUUUUGUAUCCGCGAGGCAAAGCGAUCACACGAAUGAUUUUUUCGUCAUGAUAUGUUAUAUCGGCGUAUCGUUCGCGACGAGGAUGAUCGGAGCGUAUACGAUGUCCAUUUCGAUUUUAUUAAUAAACGUGUUGGUAAGCAAGUUUUUUUCAAGAGACAGCGAUGAUGAUUUUUUCGAAUUUGUUAAGACUUGGGCUAUACUAGGAUUAAAUUGGAUGCAAGCAAUACAGAAGUACGCAGUGGGGAAGAAAAAAGCGGAAAGUGCCUUGAUAUGUUUUCUCAUAUAUGCCAUCUUGUUUCUGUCAGCGAGCAUAUUUCUUAUUAUAGGAUCGUUAUCGAAGAGACAUAUAGCCGUUAUGCCUUGGAUGUAUUUACAAAUGGGUAGCGUAAUAGAUCAGGCUGUGUCGCUAUGCAAUCAUAUGAUAUAUGAUCAACGAACUGCUUUAUAUUUUUGGUAUACUACAAUAUGCAGUCUCUAUUUGGUGUUGAGCGUGUAUUUCUGGAUGGUCGUGGAAGCAGCCCGAAAUCAAUGGUACAACGAGCAAGGUAGAGAUGCAAAUUGUGAAUCGUUCAUGUUAAAUAUUGUAUCAACGUCCACGAAUAGCAAUCCGAAAUCACCGUCCUUCCUCUCGCAAAAUUUUUCAAUGUUUGAACAAUCGCAUCCGUCGACGAUUCUGCCUAUAUAGAAGGAAGUCCAUGAAGAAGCAUAAACAAUCCCAAAACUACCCAGACAACACAAAGAAUCUAAAAGAGAGAUGUGAGACAUUUUUGGCGUCUUCAAGAUAUCUUAUGUGUUGUCUGGGUAUCCUGAUAGCUAGACUUGCCUGAGAUAAACUUGCCAGAACUUAUAGGAUUGAGGAUGAUAUUUACAGAACUAUAUGAGAAGAAGACUGAGAAGUUUCUUAAUACUUCAUUAUUAUUAUAACUUAUAAAACCUAGACGCUCAAUGUUAUAGUACAACUAUUUUAUACAAUAUUAUCGAUGCUCUUUUUAAACAAUUUAAAACAAACUGUCUAGAAGUUCAGCUUCUAAACAAUCAAUAAUAUUGUACAAUAUCAAAUAUUGUGUAAUAACAUUGAUCGUCUAAGAGUCGUUUAAGACGCGCUCUAUACAUAAUGUAUUUAUUUACUAAAUAUGAA